Sarcophilus harrisii (Tasmanian devil) is the source of this 3335-nucleotide messenger RNA. RefSeq names its product SEC14-like protein 4. NCBI's taxonomy places the organism in Eukaryota, Metazoa, Chordata, Mammalia, Dasyuromorphia, Dasyuridae. The record is from RefSeq and is a predicted model, not a curated record. Gene Ontology annotation, cellular component: cytoplasm. The transcript is spliced from 12 exons. The coding region runs from base 1876 to 3069 and encodes 397 amino acids.
UGAGGACGUGAUGGUGCCAUUUGGAUCAGCUUUCCCUCUGGGUUUGUCUUCUUCUCAUGGUCCUGCAGUAGAUCAUCCCUUUCACAAGCCCUUUAACCAUGAGCGUCGGACUCUGUCCCACAUCCUCCUCCUUCUUCUAACUGACUCCCGGCCUCAAGUCCCUCCAUCCUCUGCUCAGUUGCUGAAGUGAUUUCCCCCAAAUCCAGAUUUGAUCAUGUCAUCCCCCUACCCAUCAACCUGCAGCAUCUCCCUCUGCUUCCCAUGGGGGUCAGAAGAAAUGACACAUGGACACUCUCAAGGUCUCUCUUAAAAACUUUAGAGUUGAUUGUAUGGCAUGAGACAUAUGUACUGGGCCAGGAGCGCCCAGCAUGGAGGGCCCUCGUUGGAAAAGGGGCUCUAUGAGCAAAGCAGAAUUGAAUUAGCCCCAAACAAGCGUGAGAUGUGCAGCUAGAUCCUACACCCCAAAGGUGCAGACCCCAAAGGGACUGCUUGUGUCCAGCCGGUGGCAGAGCAUUUGGAGGUCCUAUUGGUCUGAUCAACCACUCUCAGACUCCCUGUAACUCGCCUCUAUCCCAGUGAUGUCAUGUGGUCCUUUUUGAGAACAAAGGACACCAACCGACCAACAUCAGAUACAUUACUCCCAGCUAAAACUUCUGAGUUCAAAUCCAGGCUCACAUAUUUACCAGCUGUGUGAUCCUGUGCAUGUCACUUAACUUUUGUCUGCCUCAGUUUCCUCAACUGUAAAAUGUAGAUAUAAUAGUAGCAGUCACCUCCCAGAGUCUUUGUAAAGGAUUAAAUGAGAUAAUAUUUAUAAAGUGCUGGCCAUUGUCUUCCUUCCCUCACAACCAUCCAUGAGGGGGGCUGAUUCAGGAACUCCCUAUAUUGAUAGACUGGUAGGUCAGGGCCCUAUCUCGAUAAUAAUAACAGCAGUUUCUAUCUCAAAAAUGACCAGCCUUACAAAGGGUUUUCUUCACAACCCCCUUGGCAAGGAGGCAGUGCAAUGAUAAUACCCCCAUUUUACAGUGGGGAAAGUUGUAUCCCCCACAGUUGGAAUACACUGAAAUACACUGAGUGUCUUCCAUUGAGAUUCUUGUUCAUGUCCUCGUUGGACCAGUUAAUAAUUGUUGAGGUCCCUUGCGAUCCUGUGGUUCUUGGAAAGGGCUUCUGGGCAUUAAAACUGGAUCAGAGAGGUCACCUAAUUUAUUUCACUUUCUCAUUUUAAUUACUUUUCGUUUUCAUUUGAUUAUCUACUAGUUAACUUUUAACUAGUUGACACCUCUAAGUUUGCAAAGCACUUCACUUAUGUUAGCUCAAUCAAUUCUCACAACCCUGAGAGGCAAGUGCUGAUAAUAUUCCUAUUUUACAGCUGACAGCACUAAAACUGGGAGUGGAUCCGUGAUUGGACCAGGACCACACAGAUUAUGCAAGUCAAGAUUCCAGCCCAGGUUCUAUGUUCAGGACUCCUGUCUACUCUAGGUCUGAUAGUAAUUUUUAAAAAUUUAUUAUUAUCGAUCUCUGUUUUACAGAUGAGGAAACUGAGGCUGCUGGAGACACCUCUGUGCCUUUUGUUCUGAAGGGAACAAGCUGCAGAGCCUGUAAAUAGUUAAAGACACUUGAGUAUGUACCCGGCCUGACUCAAGAGUUGGGUGGAGGCACUAAGGAGCUGGCUGGGAACAAAGGCGGCUCAGCUGGCACCAGCAGGUGCCAAUCCAGGAUGGCCCAAAGGCUUCCUUGUAUCUCCCUGCCCUUUAGGCCACACCCCCAAACCCAAUUCUAUUUGGGCUCCGGGAUGGGGAGGAGAGAGAUAACUCCUCCCCUUCCCAGCCAGAGAAAAGGCCGCCCUGGCCCAGGGGAGCAGCAGCUACAUCCAGCACCAUGAGUGGCCGGGUUGGGGACCUGAGCCCUCAGCAGCAGGAGGCGCUGGCCCAGUUCCGAAAAAAUGUCCAGGACGUGCUGCCCGACCUGCCCAACCCCGAUGACUAUUUCCUCCUUCGCUGGCUCCGAGCUCGAAAUUUUGACCUGCAGAAAUCUGAGGACAUGCUCCGGAAGCAUGUGGUAUUCCGGAAGCAAGAGGACCUGGACAACAUGUUGAACUGGAAGCCCCCGGAGGUCCUCCAGUUAUACGACACAGGCAGCUUCAGCGGUUAUGACCCGGAGGGCUGCCCCGUCUGGAUUGACGUCACCGGCUCCUUGGAUCCCAAAGGCCUGAUUCUUUCCAGUGGCAAAACAAAUAUGAUCAAGAAACGCACCCAGGCCUUGGUGUUCCUCCUCCGGGAAUGCGAGCUCCAGAGUGAGAGGCUGGGAAAGAAGAUUGAAACUUUCGUUAUAAUAUUUGACCUGGAAAAUCUAGGCCUGAGACACUUUUGGAAGCCAGCUACAGAAGUCUACCAGGAGUUUUUCUCCAUACUUGACCACAAUUUUCCUGAGACCGUCAAGAAUCUUAUUGCUGUGAAAACUCCUAAACUGUUCCCUGUAGCCUACAACUUGGUUAAACCCUUCAUUUCAGAAGAAACUGGAAAAAAGAUUGUUAUUCUAGGAGCAAACUGGAAGGAGGAUUUGCAGAAAUUCAUAGACCCUGACCAGUUGCCUGCAGAGUAUGGGGGAACCCUAACUGACCCUGAUGGGAACCCCAAGUGUCUGACCAAGAUUCGAUAUGGAGGUAUGGUCCCUAAGAAAUACUACGUGCAGAACCAAAUGAAAAUGCAGUAUGAGCAUACAGUGUGUAUCAAUCGGGGCUCUUCCCACCAGGUGGAGAUUGAGAUCCUCUUUCCUGGCUGUGUCUUGAGAUGGCAGUUCCUGUUGGAUGGGCCCGACAUUGGCGUUGGGAUUUACCUGAAGACUAAGAUGGGGGAGCGACAGAGAGCAAGGGAGAUGAUCGAGGUGGUGCCCACCCAGAAGUACAGCUCUCCGCUGAUCCCUGAGGACGGGACCCUCACCUGCACUGAACAGGGAGUCUACGUCCUGAGGUUUGACAAUACCUACAGCUUGAUCCACUCCAAGAAGGUCAGCUACACAGUGGAAGUCUUACUCCCUGACAAAAACAUUGAAGAGAAGAUGGAGAAACUGUAGGGGAAGUCCAAGCUUGGCCACCAUUAUUGCUCUUCCGGUCUUGUCUCACUGACCCCACUUGGGACGCCUUUUGUCCUCUGGCCUGCUUUCUCUGUCAAGUAGAUGUGCCAUAGAUCCACCUUUGACCAAGACACUGUGGGGAGGUUGGAGAUCUGCUGAAGAGUAAGAUGCUUCAACUCGAAUCUUCCCUUCUGAUUCUUCUUUCAUAAUAUGAUUAAUGUGGAGAUAUGUUUAAUAUGAUUGUACACAUACAACUUAAUGCUUGU